GGAAAGAAAGCAACGAAGGCAGCGAUGGCGCCGCCGUACUAUAUUCAACCGUGGCUGAAGCUGCCGAAGCCGUACAUCCCUCCCGCCAAGGGUGAGGAGUUGGUGGACCCCAGGAAGAAACUCGAGCCCAUCUGCGUAGCCAAGUGCAGCGCAUGGGUCAACAAAUACAACGUACGUACGCCAACCUGCACACAGCCAGACAGACAGGCAGAAAGGCAGGCAGACAGGCACAAGGUGUGCACCGCUCAUCAUGUGAUCUGUGUGUGUGUGUUGACAGGACUGCGUGACGCGUGUGCGUGCGAGGACUGACGGCAAGGGCGACUGCCAGUCGCAGUAUGAGAAGCUGGGCGAGUGCAUCGACUGGUGCCUCUGCAAGCAGGGCAGACUCUUCGACUACUUGAAGUGAACGACCGACCGACUGAUGAGGUCAGAGAGAGUGACCUGGUCACUCAACACACACACACACACACACACACACACACUUAUGUACAACGUCGUGUGAGGUGUGUUCGUUCAGUGUGCGGCAACACGCGCGGCUCUGAAGUGUUUUCGUCUGAUUUGUUCCGCAUACGUGAGGCUGCCUGGCUGACUGCGCACCGCAGGACACACACACACGCAACCCCUGUGUGUUUUCGAUGUCUGGGUGAUGACGGUCACCCGAUGCUUGUACUCGGCUGCCUGGCCGUAUUGCCUGUCUGUCUGUCUGAUGUCCUUGGGUUACCGGUAGUAUAUGACCUCAUAUGCCUCACCCACACUCUCCCUCCGUGUGUAUGUGGUGAACUCACUCGUUGGUUGCGCUCAUGUAGGUAAUGUAUGCGGACAGCAGAGCAGUGAGUGUCAAGUGCGUGACGUUCUCUCGUCCCACAGUGUCGGUCAUUGAUUGACGCAACACAACCCAAGCGAUCUGUAC
This is a messenger RNA of Vitrella brassicaformis, 910 nucleotides long. Lineage: Eukaryota; Vitrellaceae. The record is from the annotation of a GenBank genome assembly.